AUGUUGCCUUCUUCCACGGUGGGCGGAUCAGCGGGGGACCAGCCGCCUCAUUCGCGGCGUCAAGACGGGAUUAUUGUCACAGGGGCAGCGGCGGCCGCGGCGGCGGCGGGGGCGGCGGCAAGCAGCGGCCCGGUGGGGGGGGGGCAUGGAGGAAAUGUCCCCGCCAUCCCCCCGACACCUUCCAGCACCACAAGCAGCGGCGGCCACAGCACCAGGAGCGGCGUCCGGGGGGGGAGCGUCAACCUCGGGGGCCGGUCGGUGUCGCCGAUAGGGAACGGCAGGCGGAGGCAGUCCCCUCUGGCGAGGCCCCAGGGGGGAAGCAGCAGGGGCGGCGGGGCGGGGGCGGCUCCGAGGGGUGCUCAGUUCGCGUCUGCCAUGCCGCACGGGCUGACCGUGCAGGAACUCAAGGAGUUGACCAAGAUACGUCUCGCGAGGGAGGCGCUGACCGCGCCGGCUCAGCCUGCCUCCUCCGCCCUCCCGGGAGCACAACAAGAACGGAAUAACCCUUGCUCCGACGGCGGCGGCGGCGACUUCGGCCGAGGGCGGGCUGUCUCGCCGGCUCGCAGCGGCGACCUUGGGCGGCGCCGCGGGGGGCACGCGGACAGCCGGAGCCCGGUGCCUCGCUCGAGCCCUUCCACGCCGGGCGUGGAGGAUCGGCCGCAUCGUCGCACCCGGCGGGGUGGGCGGCGGGGACGUAACAGGUCGCCUCGUCCCAACGGCCAGUACUCCCCCAAGCUCGGCGGCGAAGACAGUCACCAACACCGCGACCUCCGCCACCACCUCUACCACGAUGGCUACUCUAGCGCCAGCCCUUCCCCCAGGAUAAGGCGGAGCAUGUCGGACCCCUGGGCCUACGCCGACGACGACGAACACCCUCGCUCGUCCUCACAGCCUCGGGCGGUGAGCCGGGACGAUAACCAAGUGGCCUCUGGAGAAGUAAGCGGCGGCGGGUCGAUUGGUCCGGCUCCCGCUGCGAGCGGGGUUGGAAGGGGGGGCGGGGCGUCGAGCGGAGUUGAGCGGGGGCCGACGGAAGCAGAGGCAGCUGCAGCAGCUGAGAGAUUGUCUGCCAUCAGCUGUCCGGACCUGACUCUCGAGGCCAAGGGCCACCCCACUUCCGGCGGCGGCGGCGGCGUUGGAGGCGGUUUUGGAGGCCCGCACGGCGGAGGAUCAGGAAGAGGCCUUCCUACCGAGCAGCAGCCACCGAGCACCAUGCUGCCGGAAGCAGCGUCCAGCUCCUCUGGCCGGCGCCCUGUGUCCAUGCCGUUGCCAUCGGCCGGCGGCAGCGGGCAGUCGUCGUCCCUCCUGAUGAUGGGAGACGAGCUCUGGGCGCAGGAGUUCAGAGACCUGCGGAGGCAGGACGGCGCCGCCGGGGGUGUGCGUGGGUCUUCUGCGGAUGCCGGGAUUACCGCCGGUGAUCACCAUGACCGCGGCGGAGGGCGGGACCGUGACCCGCUUGAGCGGGCGGCGGGUGGUUGGUCCGGGGAUCGACCGCGGUCGCUGCAUCACCUGGACGGUGGGCAACUCGCGGAGGAACGCCGGCGUUUCGCGGAAGAACAGGUUCGAGAGAGGGGUCCCGGCGGUAGCACCGCCCGCGUCCACGGCAUGAUCGGCGGCGAGCGCUUGACCCCCCUCAGCGGUUUCGAAGAGUCCGACGCCAGCGCGUCGCACGCCCGGCGCUUCUACCAGGAGCAGCAGCACCAACGGCAGUACCACCCGCACUCCUACCCCCGCAUGCAGCGGGCGAGGAGCGAUGGCCUCGUGGCGGAGUCUGUUCUGGUGACGCCGAGAACCGCCGCGGCUGACGGGUCGUGGAACAAUGCCGCCACCAGCACCCAGGAAAUCGCCGCAGGAGCGGCAGAGGCGGCGGUGGUGCCCCCGUGGAAGGGAUCCCAGGCCGGACACUCGCAGCAGCAGCAGCAGCAGCGGCAGUACUCAAACGCUUCGCCGCACCCCUUUCACGCCACGGGAGACACCCGCGGCUUCGAGGAGGGCGGUGGCAGCGACGGCGGUAGCCGCCCCCGCCACACCCCUGGCGGUGCUCGACACAAUUACAGCGCGGCUGCCACAAGCCGGGCGGAGAAAAGUCACGAGCCCGCCGCCGCGAUGUUCCGGCGUACGCAGGAGGACGCCCACCCAACGUCCACCACGGCGAAUCGCGACAGCAGCAUCAACCACCAGACCGGUGGGUAUCCCGGAUGGAGCAGCGGCAGCGACGGGGGCGGAGGGUUCGUGCCUGGAGGGGCUGAUAGCGUCGGCCGCGCGUCCCCGCUUAGCGACAGUCCUCUCGUUACCGGCCUCUCGUUCCCGCUCGAGUUCGCCGGGUAUGGCGGCGGUGGCGGCGGUGGUGCCCGGGUGUUCGGCAGGACGGGAAGCGAGGGUGCUCUGAGCGCGCAUGGUAGCGGUCCCGGCGCCGCCGUCGCCGCCAUUUUCUCCGCUACCCGCAGCGAGGGCAAUGCCGGGAGCGAUGACGGCGGGCAGGGGACGUCCGCCACCGCCGCCCCCGCCGGCUUCACCGGCAGCGCGGCCGGCGAAGGCGCGGGUCGAGGGUUCGUCUCCGGCUUGUUUGGUCUGGACACGGUCGGCGGCGGAGUUGGGAUCGGGUCCUCGCCGUCGUCUCACAACAGCGCCGGUCCCGUGGAUGCUGCUCCUGCGAUGAUGCCGCAGCAGCUCAACCUCGGCCGUGGCUUCGGCGGGGGCGGCGGCGCAAUUGGCUCGGGAAUGGACCCGCCGCUCCACGUGGACACCAACAGCCUGUUUUCGUCGUUCGGACAGCGGGGGAGUGACUGGAGCGGCGGCGACGUGAGGCCCUCCGGCCACCGUCAGAACAGCAGCGUCUCCUCCACUCCCGUUGGGGGAGAGCGCGGCGGGGCUGUAGGCGGCGGCGGCGGCGGCGGCCCCGUCGUCGCCAUCGGAAGCAGCGGCAACAGUGCGUCCAACCCGGCAGCCGGUGCCGCCGCCGACAGUUCAGCUAGCCCUUGAUGCCGGUAGCGGGGUGUGGUCGGGCUUGAUUGACCUCUUGGGUGCGCCCGAAAACAGCGGGAGCGACGCAGUCGGGUUUUCGCGUGGUCCAUGGACGUCACGCGGUGCCCGGGAAGUCGUUAACGAUGACUGAACCCAGUCUCAAACGUUAUUUGGCCACCCCGUCUGAAGGGCCGUGGGAAGAUCGUGAAACCGCUGGAGGCCAUUGAACUUGAAGCCCGAGGGGCAGUCAAGUGUUUCUCUGUCUUGGGGGUUUAUUUUUUGGGGGUUUUAGAGGCGGCGCAGGGGUGUUUUACGCUCUCGUCUCUUUUGCGCUUGACGGAGCAGUUUGGCGUGCAUGCCACUUUUGGCGAUGAAGAGCAAAGAGGGUGGUUAGACUUUUUUGUUGCUUUUUGUUCCGUGUGUUGCAACGUGUUCCGGGGGGGGGAACGCCGAGGUGGUGGGCGAGAGGGGUGGCUUGUGGAGUCUGUGGGUCUUGUUUUUGUUGCUGCUGGUUUGUUGUGGUGUGCUUAUUUGUUUUGCAUGAACGACGUGCGCCAUUGAAGAAUCAGCAACUGAAAGAUGCGAAGCUGAACAUGACAGUUUCUUCUCAAGGUUUCUUGCAUUGCGCAACGCCAGUUGGGAUGAUCAGAGCUACUUGCCCUGUCCACGAGAGCAAUCGCGUCUGUUGCGGCUCUCCCGAGCUCGGACACUUGCGAGGAAGAACUGCAAGCAUUGGCACCAUUGUAUCCUCAGUGUGGUUGCUUUUCUGCAAGCGAUCCGCUCGGUCGAACGUAGCUCGUGGGAGCAAAUGGGCUAUCUGAGGGGUUCAACCGCCGUACAAGCAAGUUGGUCUUCAGCUAUAUGGACCAGCGAAGGGAAAGCUUGCAGUGAAAUUGCGGUUCGUAGUUAUUUCAUGGCGUAUUGUUGGCGUGCCGAGCGAUUGUGAUAAGAGGCCUGUGCGGUGUGUCCUUCUCCUGCACGGAACUAGACUGCUGCACCCCUGCCGUCCGCGUGCUAUGUUGUUGUAUUUCGUAUUUCGUGCGAUCUUCUCUUGUUGUGUGUGGUGUUGUGGUGGGGAUCUGGAGAGCAUAAAAAGACGGCGUGCGAUGGGUAGCUCCAGCUUUUUUAACGUCGGGGUCUUCUUGGUGAUACCUCGUUUCCCCCUGGCCCUCGCCAGACUCGCCCCAAAAGGUCGGUUCAUGCUGUCGUCGACGUUAAACCGGACUUUUGGGGACGGCCGAACGAUGGGAGCGGUCGCAUGUCGUUCACGUGAUUAAUAGUUUUUUAGUCAGAUUUUUUUUCAGAUUGGUGAGCACCUGUUUCGUGUCUAUGAUAGUACAAUAAUAUCCAUGUCGUAUUUUUGAGCGUUUUCUUAGCAUUCGUCGGACUUGAUGGUGUGUGUCUUCCUGUCUCCGCCGUCUCGUUCCGACGGCAGCAGUCUCUUUCCUGUCGUGCAAUGGGACGCGGGGGUCAGAUGUUCGUGCUUCUUUGUAGACCUCGGUGUCGUUUUGAGUACAUUAUUUUUCUUCAAAUUUUUAUUGUGCGGGUGAGCUUGCGCAGGUAUUGCGGGCUCUUAUUUUUCGUUGGAGUAGCGCUGCGAUACGCCAGGACUUUCCCCAUCCUCACUUCCGGCAGCAUGUAUGAUUUUGUUCCCUUUCGACUGAUCCGGAGAUCGACGUAUCGUGCAGCGGCUCUGGCUUUGUGGGGAGGUAGGUGGGACAAAGUGAAAUCCUCUUUUGAGAGUUUUCGGUUUGAGUUUUAGGCACUCAGAGUGUGUGCGGAGCGCUCUCAUUGGUCGUCUUCACGCUCGACGUUCUUGUUUGGUCGUACCCACCGCAGCAGACAGAUGGUUUUCAACGCCGUUGGACGGCCCAGGACGCGGUCAAGGAUAACUCUUGCAGUGUUAGAAUAUGGCGGCGGAGCAGUGACCCCUUCGAUAGCAGUAGCAAAUGUGGUCCUUAGUUUCGCCGUAGUGCCCUUUUGGCGAAAGGUAUUUUUUUGUGACACUAGCCUACAAUUAAUUGUAGCGCUCUCGCUUUUGCGCCUUCGCGUGCAUAGCGCUUGGCGUCGUUGUGGGUGAUGGGUUGGCUUUGUGUUGUUGUUGGGGGUGGGUCGGAUGACUGCGAAGUUGUAUCCGGAGUCGGUAUCCAGAGGCGCUUGUUGCGGUGUGUCACUUGGCGGUAGCUGUAUUUUAGGCGUCUCGAGCGCGGAGCCUUUACGAAACCGGUGGGUGCAGGCGGGGAGGGAUCUGAAGAACGUCUGUGUGGUCUGGCCGCGGUAGAUAGAUACAUACGCAUGUGUUUGUAGUGCCUUUUUAUUGUGAAUGUGGAAGUUCCCACCCUUUUGAAAGCCAUCGACUGGACGAGGAUGCUGCUCUUGACCCAUGUUCUUGGUCGAUAUGUUUUCACUCGUUUUUGAGUCCGCGGGAAUGAGUGUGGCGGUCGGCCUCUGGUUGACGCGGUGUGUGCCACGGCAUGCGAGUGUGAAAGAUAGGUCCACUGCACGGUUGGCUGUUCAUGAUCGUACCGCGCAUAGGGUCGCUCACACCUUUUAAGGCAACACGGUGUUGGUGUGGUGAGUCAGGUGAGAUCGAGCAUCCCUCGGGCUGCGUCGACCUUGCGCUUUUGGGUAUCAGAUUGGCCGUGCUCGUGCCCAACGCACAGUGAAAGGUCGAUUCCUGCUGAGGGAAUCCCCAGGUCGCCUGAGCGUGUGGCUGUGGGUGCCUCAUCUCCUGCCGCCUUGGCCUCGGGCGUGGUUCGAGCAAAUAGUGAAGACGUGUAGCAAUUUCGUGCCGACAUGCAGCCGUGCGCCGGCGUUUCCGUUUGCUUCCGGCGGAACGGCGUCGUCUUUGCAUCACAGCGCAGCGUGAAGGGUGACGACGGUGCUGCCCAAACCUGUUCUGUGAUUGUGUAGGGUAUCGAGACCUCUCCUGGCUGUCUUUGAUUGAUUGAAUAAGCAUUUUAUUCUUAUUUUUUUUAGUGCUGACGUUUCAUGGUCGUAUUUGCGUAAGGAGGCCGUGUCCGUGUGUUGUUUUGGUUAGUUUUGUUCCUCGUCGUAGUUGUGCCUUAGGUGUUUGUUAGCCGCGUUUGAUGCAUGCCUGUGCGUGUUUUCCCUGUCCCUUCCGUACAAAAGCUUCUACCCGAUCAUCCCUGUCGUGUGAAUGGAUCAUUGGGCGAAUUGCAUGGAAUAUGUGAUCUGUGUUGCCCACCAUUGCCAUGGUGGCGGGUAGAGGGGGGACAGGCGAUGUGCUGCAUUGAGCAUGGCGUGCGGUGGUGUUAUGUGUUGUCUGGCAGGACGUGAAACGUACCAUUCGGCCUUCUUUCGAACGUGGCGGUUGCGGCGCACGUGUCUUCGAGUCCGUAUGUGCGGCUAAGAAUGGCAGCUGUCCUAGGCUGCGCGCCCAGUCGCGAAAGUAUUCUGUCGGUCGCGUUGGAAUGGAGGGACAUGUCGCCGUGGAGCGGCUGCCCACGAACAGGCGGUGGGUAGCCCAUCCUUCGCUUAGCUGGUGUUGUACCUUUCCCUCUUGCCUUUUGUGAAGAUGUUUGUGUUAGUGGUGGUGGUUGAUGUAGGGCAGAGGGGAAAACCACGCAGUAGGACAUGUUUGUCUACGAACGAACUCGUAACGUGAGGGUCCAGUUCCUUACAGUCAACGGAUGGUGCAAGCAAUCGGUUGGUGAAUUCUCUCUUUGCCUGCGAACCGCUCGUAAGGGUACUGAUUU
Messenger RNA from Ectocarpus siliculosus, 6680 nucleotides. The record is from the annotation of a GenBank genome assembly. NCBI's taxonomy places the organism in Eukaryota, Phaeophyceae, Ectocarpales, Ectocarpaceae.